ACGCAUGUUGCAGUCAUGCUGGUAGAUGCGUCAAGUGUUUGAAUUGCGACAAGAUGGGUCUUCUUACAAUUUUAAAGAAGAUGAAACAGAAGGAAAAAGAAGUGCGGUUAUUAAUGCUAGGUUUGGACAAUGCUGGGAAGACAACAAUCCUGAAGAAGUUUAAUGGGGAGGACAUAGACACAAUCUCACCAACCCUGGGCUUUAACAUAAAGACACUGGAACACAGGGGGUUCAAGCUGAAUGUUUGGGAUGUUGGUGGACAGAAAUCCCUCCGCUCGUACUGGAGGAACUACUUUGAGAGCACAGACGGCCUAAUCUGGGUGGUGGAUAGUGCAGACAGGAUGAGGCUUCAGGACUGUAAGAAAGAGCUCCAGUCUUUGCUACUGGAAGAGAGAUUGUCUGGAGCUACUUUGUUGGUUUUCGCCAAUAAACAAGAUUUACCAGGAGCUUUGCCGGCAGAGGAAAUUAAAAAUAACCUGGAGUUGGACUCCAUCAAAACCCACCACUGGCUGAUGCAGGGCUGCAGUGCAGUCACAGGGGAAAACCUGUUACGAGGAAUAGACUGGAUCGUCGAUGACAUCGCCUCACGGAUAUUUACAAUGGACUGACAGAAGAAAAUGUUCAUACAUGUAGUUUGCCGCUAUGGUUAUACUGUAGCCAAGUCUUUGAACUGAGCAACCUGAGCAUUCUGUAUGUCAUGUUCAUUACUGUAACUCUGCAAGUUGUAUACAGUACAGUAACUGUGCAGUGUCAUGUACAGUAAUGUCACUAUGUAGGGUCAUAUACAGUACUGUAACUCUAGUGUUUUAUACAGUACAGUAAUUGUGCAGCGUCACAUAUGUUAAUGUAACUAUAUAGUGUUGUAACAGUACUGUAACUAUGCAGUGUCAUAUACAGUAAUCUAACUAUGUAGUGUCAUACAGUACUGUAACUGUAGUGUCAUACAGUACAAUAACUGUGCAGUAUCAUAUACAGUAUGUAACUGUGCAGUGUCACAUACGGUAAUGUCACUAUGUAGUGUCAUACAGUACUGUAACUCUAGUGUUGUAUGCAGUACUGUAAAUGUGCAGUGUCAUAUACAUUACUGUAACUCUGUAGUGUUGUAUGCAGUACUGUAUCUGUGCAGUGUCAUGUACAGUACUGUUACUCAGUAGUGUUUUAUGCAGCACUGUAGCUGUGCAGUGCCAUAUACUUCAACUGUAUUAAUGUUGUAUACAGCAGGUACAGAUUGCAACUAUUGUGCUUGCCCUACAAAUUUACCUAAAAAAGCAACUCACACUACCUGUCUCAGAUCAAUGAAACCAUCUGAAUGAGGCAAAAGGAGUAAAAUAGUGAUGACCAGAUACAGUAUUGGUUGUAUCCAAGUUUACAUACAUUCAUGAUUAUUGGAAAUCUGAACUGUCUUAGCCUCUACAUUUAACUAGACGUACAUGCUUUUAUCACACAUGUAGCCUGGAGUACAAAUCCAUCUUUGGUUUGCUCUUUUUCAGCAGAUGUAUAUGUAUUGAGUGCUUAACAGCUUAUGGCAGUCAGAUGUUAUUUCCCAAGACAACUUAUAUAAUUCAAAUAUGGGUGGAAGAUUAGUUUUUUUUCUUCAGUUCCCAGUUCAAGUGAUAUAUAACAAUAAACAAAUGGUAACCUUGACAUACUUUCUGUGAUUCACUGAAGACCAGUUUGAUCAGACGUGUGCUGAUACACUAUGACCAGGUACAUGUAGGUCUCUACAUUGGAGCCCAAUGUCAUAAAUAUGCACAAACAAAACAGAACUUCUGCUUGGAGCAGUGAAAUCCAAGCCUUCAUGACUUUAUUAAGACUUUCAAAACAUUUCUGACAUGGAUUUGUAAAGCAGUUUAUUGUAUGCUCAGCUGGGUUGUUCUCUGUCAUUUGACUGUUUGGCAAGGUCGUUUUCAAGGGUAAGUAUCAUGCCUCAUGGUUUUCUAUCACUGUAGUGCUGUACUUAUCCAAUUUAACCACAGUUGUAAUAAUUAUUAUUUAAGUUAUAUCAUGAACUAAUACAUUUCAUGUAAUUUAUUUUGUUUUAAGCAUACUUUUCAUGUUUCGAAAAUUUGUAAAUAAACAUACCUGUUUAC
Liolophura sinensis is the source of this 2090-nucleotide messenger RNA. Its product is annotated as ADP-ribosylation factor-like protein 2. Gene Ontology annotation, molecular function: GTPase activity; GTP binding. The record is from RefSeq and is a predicted model, not a curated record. NCBI's taxonomy places the organism in Eukaryota, Metazoa, Mollusca, Polyplacophora, Chitonida, Chitonidae. Bases 54 to 608 code for a protein of 184 amino acids. The transcript is spliced from 5 exons.